AUGACGAAAGGAUCCUCCUCCUCUUCUGGCGCUGGCUCCAGCUCGGGAAGCUCUGGCGGCGGCUAUACGACCACCAGUUCGGGUACCAACGAUCAAGGCAACCACUACUGCCACCGUGACUACGGCUCCGGUGCUUCGAACUCCAAUUCGUACCAUUACUCCAACCAGAAUGGCUCGUACUACUACAGCAAUCCAAAUGCAAGUCAUGCGCGCAGGCUCUGA
Messenger RNA from Trematosphaeria pertusa, 222 nucleotides. RefSeq lists its product as uncharacterized. NCBI's taxonomy places the organism in Eukaryota, Fungi, Ascomycota, Dothideomycetes, Pleosporales, Trematosphaeriaceae. The coding region runs from base 1 to 222 and encodes 73 amino acids. The record is from RefSeq and is a predicted model, not a curated record. The transcript has 2 exons.